AUGGAGCACCGAGAGCGGUCGCCGGCAAAAAACCGCUAUGUGCUCGCCGGAGUAACAGACAAAAAGCGGACCGAUGCAUUUAAAUACCUAAUUCUCGGGGAUUUCAAUUUCGAGGACGAAGGAAAAGGUUCGUUCAACAAAGGAGCUGAAAAGCACCCUGUCGAUCUAACGAGCACCUUUCCAACCGAGAGAGAGUCCAGCGCGCCGCGCUGGCACAACUUUGCGUGGUUAGACGGCGGCGCGCUUCACAGCUCCGCAGCGCUUGCGGAGGCGAGACCGACGACCGAUGCCCGGGGCGAAAUUGCCGAGGGUAUCGCAUUCAUCCGGCCCGUGGAUGCAAGUGAAAAUGAGCUU
This is a messenger RNA of Iphiclides podalirius (scarce swallowtail), 354 nucleotides long. The record is from the annotation of a GenBank genome assembly. Lineage: Eukaryota; Metazoa; Arthropoda; Insecta; Lepidoptera; Papilionidae.